Molecule: messenger RNA, 1338 nt
Organism: Labeo rohita (rohu)
Lineage: Eukaryota; Metazoa; Chordata; Actinopteri; Cypriniformes; Cyprinidae
Exons: 6
Coding region: 496-1332 (278 amino acids)
Source: RefSeq, a predicted model, not a curated record
AUGAACUACAUCUCCAGUACUCGGCGGCGGAACUUAUCCAGCUCCGUUUGCGUCCUUUUAAUCUUCCGUCAGGUCUACAUCUUCCUUCGGAUAUUGUGUACAUACCACGUCGGAGAUAUCUGGAUCUGGGCGGGGUUAUAACAUCGAUGACUCACGUCAAAUACGGUCCUUUUGGUUGUCUAAACCUCGCUCGGCGAGGAGGCCCACACGGACUGUUGAUCAUGGUGUAUUAACCAACCUGUAGAUCAGUUGCCAACGAUUCUGGUAAAAACAACUUCUCUUUUGGAUUACUCAAUAUACGAUCACUUUCCACUAAAGGACCGCUGGUGUACGAUCUGCUGUCUGACCAGAGUCACAGGACUCACAUUCACCACUGAACACAACAAUGAACAAUUCUGCUGUGAUGAUGAUGAUAACGAAGAAGAACAUUGCGAAGGGUUACUGAUGAUGACUGGAACAGGCUGACAAGCUACAAAACAUCAGAGAAUAAAAAGGAUGACAGACAGUCUCUCUGGUGUUUAUACAGACAGAGUGCCAGUGUCAGUGAUGAAUGGAGAUUCAGUCACUCUACACACUGAGGUUGAAAGAAAGCACCAAGAGAGUAUUAAGUGGUAUGUCAGGAGCGUUCGCGUUGCUCAAAUCAGUGAAGAUUUUUUCUGUACAGAUAUUAAGUGUAAAGAAGUUAAUGAAAGAUUUAGAGACAGACUGAAGCUGGAUAAUCAGACUGGAUCUCUGACCAUCACAGACAUCACAAACACAGACUCUGGGGAAUAUAAACUAAUAAUCAGCAGCAGCAGUGAAAAGAUCUUCAAUGUUUCCGUCACUGAUGCUCCUGCUACUGAACUAUAUGAAAAGAAGGAGGGUGAAUCUGUCACUUUAAAUGCUGGUGUAAUAAAACAACCAAAUAAUGUGAUGACGUGGUAUUUUAAUGAAACUCUCAUCACUGAAAUUACUGGAGAUCAGAGUAAGAUCUGUACAGAUGAUCUGUGUAAUAAGAGAUUCAGAGACAGACUGAAACUGGAUCAUCAGACUGGAUCUCUGAUCAUCACAAAUGUCAGAAUCACAGACUCUGGAGAUUAUAAACUCAAGAUCAACAUCAACAGCAGCACAUUCAGUAUCACCAGAGUGAAGAGAUUCAGUGUUUCUAUCACUGCUGUUCCAGAUUCAGGUUUGCCUGCAGCUGCUGUAGCAGGAGUAGUUGUUGCUGUUCUGCUGGUUGCUGCUGUAGCUGCUGGUGUGGUUUACCGUAACCGCAGGAGCCGUACAGUAUUAUCACAGAAAGAGGAAGAUGAUGAUAACUCACCUGAUCCAAAAGACAUUCCUUUGAGGUAGAUGGGA